AAAGUCUUCCACUCCUUCUCGCUGGCUCAUGUGGCUGACUUGGCUCCAGAUAUAAACACACGCUCCUCUGCCUCCUCUCACUCACAACCGGCCGACGCACAAACAGACAGAACAGACGCACGGCUGGCGCAUUCCCCAGGAUGGAGAAGGACUCUCCAUCCAAACCAUCUGUUGCUGAACUGGCUGGAAGGUUCAAAGGUCACAUUCUACCCAUGCCCACACCCAAUAAUGAGUUUCGAAGAAGACCUCCAUGUUCUCUGAAGCUGCAAAACCAAAAAGACGAUAAUGAAGAGUCUGAAAAAGCUAUCGUUCCUCCACACCCUCUUAAAGUCAAGGUGAAGAACUCUCCGAUCAUCGAGAAGCUGCAGGCCAAUCUUGCUCUGUCGCCCACUGCUCUGCUGCCUUCGCCUAAGAGUCCGGAGGUGAAGCUCCAGCCGGCGGCACCGCUGUCCCCCACGACGCCCUGCAGCCCCUGCAGCCCCCUGAGCCCCCUGAGCCCCCUGAGCCCCCGGAGCCCCGUCCUGAAGCCCUCGCAUCCGUCCAGUGAAGACGAAGACCCCGUGAGCUUCGACAGCCCCCCUGAAGGCACCACGCUGCCCAGCAUCAACAAGACUCGUGCACGUCUGUCAUUCAAGAGACGUCCACCCACGAGACAGCACAGGAGGUCAGCUGGCGAAGAGGGCGGAGCCUUAGGGAGUGCCCUGUCCCCAUGUGAACUGGACAGCCCCAAAGAAAACGGGGACGGGGACGGGGACCAGGUUUUUGACGACCCGGCGGAGGAAGCUGAAUGUAGGCCGAAAGAAGACAAAGACAGAGACUGUGACAAGACAGAGGAUGGAGAGACAAAAGAUCCACAAGAGGAGGAGAAGGAGGAGGAGGAGGAGGAGGAGGAAGGAGGCCAGAACUUGGAGACUUUGAAGGAGGAACGUGAGCCUUCAGAGUCCGGUCCUGCUGAGGAGAACGAUGGCAGCUCGAUGAAAGCAGAAGACGACAAGGAGGAGAUGCCUCAGGAGGAGCAGCAAGAAGGAGGCGAAAGGGUGUGAACUGUGAAUUAUUAAAUUAUUCAACGCUUCGAUUGGGAGAACUGAUCUGAAAGAACCUGUAAUCCAUUUUAACCUGUUGGUACCUGCUUUAAGUCCCUCUGUCGUCCUCUCCUGGCCGUUUAUAGAACAGGUCUACAAUCACUGGAGAGAAGCAGCUCCGUAAUAACAGCUGAUUUCUGCACACGGAGCUGCAUCCAUGUUCGAUUCUUCAUGUGUUUUUUUUUUUUUUUUUUAUCAAGAAUGAAUACUUUUCCUUGGGUUUGAGACAAAUCAGAGACAUUAUAAAGAGUACACUUGGUCUGAAAUAUCAAUAGUCUGAUGUACACAGUACUAAAUGCUGCGGUGACAGGAUUAGAUUUCAUAUAUAUAUAUAUAUAUAUAUAUAUAUAUAUGUUAGCUGUUAUAGAAAAUCUUCAAUUCCAGUCUCACUUUUGGCUGAAACUGCUUCAUGUACUUUGCUUUUCUAGUUUUCCGUCGCUGUAUUUUGUUUCUGCUUGUCUUUUAUUUUGUGUACUCUAUAAAAUAUCUAAAUCACAGUGCAACUGUGGAGUGGCUCAGGUCCUCAACAAUUAUGCAAAAAUUCAUAAAUUAAAAAGCUUUUGGUGUAAAA
Messenger RNA from Sphaeramia orbicularis (orbiculate cardinalfish), 1653 nucleotides. Its product is annotated as capZ-interacting protein. Lineage: Eukaryota; Metazoa; Chordata; Actinopteri; Kurtiformes; Apogonidae. The transcript is spliced from 6 exons. The coding region runs from base 141 to 1043 and encodes 300 amino acids. The record is from RefSeq and is a predicted model, not a curated record.